GUUACUUGUGCAACAGCGUGUGCAGUAUAAGUGUUCCAGUUCUGUAGUUCUUAAAGCUAAAAUUUGUCUACAAUUCAGUCAAGCAGCAACCCAGGAACAGCGUAAUAUCCGAAAACCAGAAACACUCAAACUUAUUGUACUGAUUCCUAAGUAGUGACAUUAGAAGACCUGGUUUAUACUGCAAGAGCUGACAACUGUCCACCAUGUGCAUUUUCUACAGUCUGACUAUGUUUGUGUUAUUGGGUUCAGCAUUUUCGGAGUUCUUCAGAGCAGAUGUGAACAUGAUGGGCAUUCGCGGAUCUAUAGAACUUGACUACACUCUCAAAAUCGCUACAACUAAUUUGUCGGAUGUGUGUGAGAAUUCUACUGUCAGUUUACAUGAGUUUCCAGUUAUGUAUGGUCACUUCUCACAGCCAUGCCUACAAAUGAAUAUUGGCAAAAUGAUCUAUAACUUCACUUUCAUCAGAAACGAAAUAAAUAUAACUGAACUAAUCAAAACAUUACCUGACCUAAGUGAUACAUCCAUAGUGUUUGAAACCUGUGAUGGCCUCAAAGCCUGCUCUACAGUAAAGAAGAAUAAAAGUGUUAGAACCUGGCAAGCCAAAUUUUUUGAUUCCAUUGCUGGUACCUUGUACAUUCGUCAAAAUAUUGGAGAACAUAAUUCAAGAGUCUUAACAGAUUUUGUUACUAUAAUGCCUAAUGUAAGUGACAGGAAUCUUAAUGUGUCAGUGUACUUUGCAGAUGGUAAUUCCACAUCAAUCUGUGACGAUCUUGCUAGACAAAGGAAUAAAGUGCUACUUGGUGAAUUCAGAGUCGGCCUUCCUUUUGAGCCCAUGAAAUCUCGAAAAGAAAUUGCUAUUGAUGACAUGAAAUCUUUUGCUUUGCUGGAACACAGGGGCUUUUGGUCAUGUGCUGAGGUGAGAGAACUGGAAGCAAAACUUCUUACAGCCUCUAUAAACAUGAAAGGAAUCAAAGGAAUUUUCAGUUUUAGUCAAAACUCUCCUUUCGAUCUUACCACAUAUAAUGUUUCUCUGGAGGGACUCAAGAGUUUAGUUGGCCCAUAUCAUAUUCAUCAGUUUCCUGUUCCACAAAGAAAAUCAUCUCAAGAACAGCUUUGCAGCGAUGACAACACAGGAGGGCACUGGAAUCCUUUUGGAUUAGAUACCACUAACUCCACAUAUCCCAAAGUUCCAGGACAAUCACAUGACAAGUAUGAGGUAGGAGAUCUCAGUGGAAGGCAUGGAUCAUUGCAGGAUAAGGAUACAUUUGUAGAUGUUUUCAAUGACUGGAAUCUGCCACUGUUUGGGAAAAACAGCAUUGCUGGCCGUUCUGUUGUCAUUCACAAACGUGAUACUUCAAGGCAUGUUUGUGGCAAUAUUAGAUACAACACAGCUGUAAUAACAGCACAUGCAAUAUUCAGAAGCCCUGUGGUGGGAAGGAUAGUAUUUCAGCAGAUGAAAAGUAAUCCAUACUCAGAUGUAUCAAUAUUCAUGGAGCUGAGCUAUGGAAAUGCAUCAUCUUCAAUAACAAAUAGUCACAAGUGGCAUGUUCAUGAAUAUCCAGUCAGUGCCACAACUGAUUUUGAUGAAAAUAUGUGCCUUAGCACGAAGGGGCAUUUUAACCCUUUUAAAGUCGACACAGUUAAGAAUUAUUCUGACUGCAGCCCUGGUAACCCUUUCAGGUGUGAAACAGGGGACUAUGCAGGAAAGCAUAAGACAAUUACCCUUACGAACCGUCCAGAUACAGUAACAGUGAAAAACUUUUUCACAGACUCUACAUCUGCACUCUCAGGGACUGCUUCCAUUCUUAACCGAGCAAUAGUGAUUCAUGGGCCGGAUAACAAUGGAAGCAGAUUGGCCUGUGCCAACAUUACAGUGCUCCAUCCAUCUUUAGCCCGAGCAUGGCAGUGGUUUGGAGCCGGCAAAGCUAAUGGAAACAUAGCAUUCUCACAAAGUUCUGAUCUGGAUCCCACUACACUGAAUGUUUCAUUAAAUAAUUUAAACAACUUGGCUGGUGAUUAUCAUGUUCACUUAUACCCUGUAAGAACAGAAUCUUCAGAUCCUUGUGGUGGUGCUUCAACUGGGGGGCAUUUCAACCCAUUUGAAGUGAAUGUGACUGCGUCUCCUGCACCUGGCAACGGUACCAAUGAUCAGUAUGAAGUCGGUGAUAUUAGUGGAAAAUUCCAUGGAACAUUGAAAAAUCAGACAAAUAAAAAUGCUCAGUAUUCUGAUGUCAACAUGCCAUUGUUUGGCACUUACAGUAUCAUUGGUCACUCUGUUGUGAUUCAUUACACUUCUGGAGCACGAAUGCAGUGUGCAAAUAUUGAACGUGUACUUGUGAAUACGGAUGACAGUGACUGGAUUUGUGCCAGAGCGGUCUUCAAGGAUGCUAUAAAGGGAACUGUCACACUAAGCCAGCAAGUAUUUUCUGAUGGCAGUUUCAGUGAUGCCACAGUGGAAGUGGACCUACAGGCAACUGAUACAAAUAAUAUCAAAGAAGCCAAGUGGUACGUUUACAGCAAACCUGUUCAGGAAAUGGAUAUGAGCUGCGGUGACCUUGGUGGACACUACAAUCCAUUUGGUAUUGACACCGGCCCUUUGUACAAUUUCAGCUGUUCCAUGGGUUACCCUCUCUACUGUGAGGUUGGAGACAUGACGAUGAAGCACAAAGCCAUCAUUCUAGGAAGCAGACAACUACUGAAUGAUGCCAAUCUGCCACUUUCUGGGGAUUUUACUGUUGUAGGUAGAUCCUUGGUACUGCAGAAUGAUGUUGGCUCCCAUCGAGACUGUGCCACUAUUUCCCCUGAUUCUCCUCAUGUCACAUUAGUGUUCCCCACGGUGAACACAUUUGAUAGGUAUGAGUUUCGUCAUAGAGUUGCCAACGUUCUACAGUUGCCUUUGUGGAAGAUAACCAUCAUACCAGGGGGGCCCACAACUGUCAGUGGGGGAACAUGCCAACAAGUCAGCUUCUAUGUGGCAGGUCAAGUUGAUAAGCAAAAACUGGAUACAAUCAAAGACCAGGAAGCACUGGGGAAAUUUAAGUCUUCAUCAACAUGUAAUACAGCCCCCAGUGGUGAAGCUACUGCAGUGCGGACACUGAAGUUUCCAGCAUGCCUUUUCUUGUUGCUGCUCUUGUUAGCACAGUACACCCUGUGCUUCAUACUAUAGUUCUAAAGCUGUUUGAUAGAUGUGUUUUAUUUAAUUUAAACUGCACUUUUGAAAGCUGAGCUGCUGCUGUUAACAUUUUCUGAUCCUUGUUUCUGACUGCAGUAUUUGAAUCCUAUCCACAUUUGUGGAACUCCUAAGGGGCAGAGUUCUGUGUCCGAGGAGAGUGUAUAUUGUUGGCUUUCUGCUUGAAGGGUUAAACUCAAAAUCUAUCCAUCCAUUCAUCCUCAGCCCCUUUUUCCCAUUUUGCACAUGGGGUCAGGGUGUCACUUCAACAGUAGGAAUCAUCUUAAGCCAACAUUUACUCCACCAGGUGGCUAAACUUAAAAUUCUCCAUCUUAAUAAUAAAUUAAUUUCAAUCAGAAUUUUCUCAGGAAAACAAUGUUAUGCAUUUUUAAACCUUAACCACCCUCAACAAGUCUCAAGUGUUUACCCACUGCUAUCUCAUCCUUUGCUCCCUCUAGAGUGAACAGUCUGGAAUGUAACCCUCUGAGGUCAUCAUACUGCAGGUUUUGAGCCUUUCUUUAGUAUUUUAUCUAUUGGUCCAGCACCCCCCACCUUGACAAGUCACACACAUUCUGCAGUGCUAUCAGUGCUGGAAACCAUCUCUCUCUUGAAAGCUGUCUAUCUCUUAUCCCUUAAAUAACUACUGAUACUCACCCCCAGUUUCCAGUUUGGGGGGCUGAUAGUCAGUAUAAACACUCAUACCUACCUAUGACAGAGCUAGCCAUUAUCUGCUCAGAUUUCAUUCCAAAAAUUAUGUUUCUUCACCUGGAAUAAAUGAGUCUAGGUCGCUGACGUCACAGGUGGGAAUAUUCCCUCUAUCCGUCUGGGAUACUUUUUAUUUUGAGAACACUAAGUUCGGCAUUUUGGCACUGAUUUCUCAAUGAUUAUUGAGUUACUAUCCCAUACAGAGCCAUUCUUUCAUCCCUCUCCUUGGGACACCAGGAGAGAAAGAUGAAAGUGUGGGACUAUGGGUAUAUGGCUAACAGACACUGCCUGCAGUGCAAAUCUCAGUGGAGAGCCCUUUAUUGGCAAAAGUGUUCACACUCCCUUAUUUUAUUUAUUUAUUUAUUUUACUAGUGCAGGAGUUAUAUUACCUAGCCUUCCCCCAGAUGGCAUGCUGCCAACACACUCCCCUAGGAUGGAUGAGCCAGCUGGAAUAAUCACUUUCUUCCUACCCCAGUCCAGGUUGUUAGUCAAAAAAGGGUUAACUGGAGUACAAUUCAAGACAAAAAUCUGAAUGUUGCAUAUUUUAAAAAUAUUUACAUAGGUUCAUAGGUUCAUAGGUAGGUACUAGGCUAUCAGCCCAAGGGCCAAAGUAAGCCUAGCCAACAAGUU
Messenger RNA from Protopterus annectens (West African lungfish), 4505 nucleotides. RefSeq lists its product as uncharacterized. The coding region runs from base 204 to 3167 and encodes 987 amino acids. NCBI's taxonomy places the organism in Eukaryota, Metazoa, Chordata, Ceratodontiformes, Protopteridae. Gene Ontology annotation, molecular function: metal ion binding. The record is from RefSeq and is a predicted model, not a curated record. The transcript has 10 exons. Gene Ontology annotation, biological process: superoxide metabolic process.